Molecule: messenger RNA, 788 nt
Organism: Postia placenta MAD-698-R-SB12
Lineage: Eukaryota; Fungi; Basidiomycota; Agaricomycetes; Polyporales; Adustoporiaceae
Exons: 6
Coding region: 1-639 (212 amino acids)
Biological process (GO): maturation of SSU-rRNA from tricistronic rRNA transcript (SSU-rRNA, 5.8S rRNA, LSU-rRNA); translation
Cellular component (GO): ribosome; cytosolic small ribosomal subunit
Molecular function (GO): structural constituent of ribosome
Source: RefSeq, a predicted model, not a curated record
AUGGGUAUCUCCCGUAGUUCUCGGCACAAACGCUCCGCCACGGGGGCCCAGCGCCCCCACUACCGCAAGAAGAGAAAAUUCGAGCUCGGCCGUCAGCCCGCAAGCACGAAGCUGGGCCCGAAGCGCAUCCACACCGUGCGCGUGCGUGGAGGCAACCUCAAGUACCGUGCACUCCGUCUCGACUCCGGCAACUUCGCAUGGGGCAGCGAGCAUGUGACACGGAAGACGAGGAUCAUCGGUGUCGUGUACAAUGCGUCGAACAACGAGCUUGUACGAACGAACACCCUCGUGAAGAGCGCCAUCAUCCAGAUUGAUGCGACGCCCUUCCGCCAGUGGUAUGAGUCUCACUACGCGCAGCCUGUGACGAAGCGCGGAGCGAAGAAGGAUGUUGCCCCUGAGACGGCAGAGGAGAAAAAGCUCUCGAACCAUGUCCAGCGCAAGCUCGAGGAGCGUAAGAAGGAUGCGAAGGUCGACACGCUGCUGGAUACGCAGUUCGCGGCCGGGCGAUUGUACGCCGUCAUCAGCAGCCGGCCGGGACAGUCGGGGCGCGCAGACGGAUACGUGCUGGAGGGCAAGGAGUUGGAGUUUUACUUGAGGAAGCUCAGGAGCGGCAAGCAGAAGCACGCACAUGGAGCGUAGAGAGAGGCGCUUUGGUAUGCUGUAUCUGCAGCGAGCGGUGGCGGGUGGGAGCGCACGCAUGGGAGACACGAAAACUACUGCACUAUGCCCGUCUCGAUUCCGAUGCUUUUUGUGUUGUGUAUGACCAAGUAUGAGCUUGCCCAUGUGAA